AUGCCAUCGAGAUUUAUUCGCGAGCUCAUCCCGCGUCGCGAGGCUCGUACCUCUCUUGGUGGUGUAGUCGCUGCGCUCAAAAGUCUCACCUGGGUGCAGUGGGCUCAGUUCUGGUCUGGCUGGUUUGCUUGGGCGUGCGACGCCAUUGAUUACGUCGCAGUAUCGCUCACAGUACCGCGCUUGUCUACGCAAUUUGGAAAGUCAACGAGUGCGAUCACGACCGCCUUAACAUUGACGCUCUUAUUACGAUCAGUCGGCGCCGUGAUAUUUGGUAUGAUAUCUGACCGGUAUGGUCGCAAGUGGCCCUUGGUCGUUAAUCUCCUUAUCUGCUGCGUCAUUGAACUGGGAACUGGCUUUGUCGACACCUUUUCACAAUUCCUCGCCCUUCGUGCCCUAUUCGGUAUCGCUAUGGGUGGAAUAUGGGGACUUUCAUCAUCCUCGGCUCUUGAGAACUUACCUGUUGAGCUUCGCGGGCUUGCAAGUGGGAUUUUGCAGGAAGGCUAUAUUGUCGGGUACAUUUUUGCAGCUGUUGUAAACCUGACCUUGGUAGCUCAAUACGGAUGGCGGUCGCUUUUCUGGACCGGAGCAGGCAUCACUUUUUUCGCCGCAGUCGUCCGUGCUCUUGUUCCUGAAAGUCCGUUCUUCUUGCAUGUCAAGGAACAAGAGAAGGAGAAAGGGACCGAUACAUCGCAGAGUUUCCUCAGGAAAACAAAGGAGAUGCUUAAGCAUCACUGGCUCUUAUGCAUUUAUGCGGUGCUCUUGAUGUCAGGGCUUAAUUUCUUGUCUCACGGUUCACAGGCAUGCUCAUAUACCAUGUAUGAACAUGCACUCGAUAAUGAUCUAUUUCCCACGUACCUCCAGAUCACCAAGGGCUUCAGUGCUCACGAUGCCACUGUCGCGACCAUUAUUAGCAACUGCGGAGCUUCUGUCGGCGGUGCCAUGGGUGGAUGGGGGAGCCAGUACAUUGGACGCCGCCUGAUGAUCAUAUGCUGUGUGCUUCUCGUCGGAGUGUUCAUUCCAUUAUGGGUUCUGCCCUCGUCAUUCUCUGCCCUCUCUGCUGGAGGAUUCUGUGUUCAAGUUGGUGUUCAGGGCGCUUGGGGCGUUAUCCCGAUUCAACUGGCCGAGAUGUCACCACCAGCAUUCAGGGCGACUUUCCCUGGUGUCGUUUACCAGCUCGGCAAUAUGGUUGCGGCAGCAUCAGCACAAAUUGAAGCCACUGGCGGCGACAACUUGAAGACAACUAUCAUGGAGAAUGGAGUCCUUACAGUGGUCCCAGACUAUGCAACGGUGCAAGCCAUCUUCAUUGGUUCGGUUGCUAUAUUCGUAAUCGUUAUCGCACUUAUUGUGCCCGAAAAACACGGUUCUCAUUUCGACGACGCCGAUGACACUGACGGGGAGGAGGCUACAGAUCACAAAUCACAAAUGUCAUCUCGUGAAGUGGACGAGAAGAGCAGCGCUUAGUAUUUCAUUACUUAUCUAUCACGAGACGAGAUCAUUAUGUCCAUUUGAAUGAACGGGGUUUACCCUCAAGUUAAUAACCUU
Messenger RNA from Suillus fuscotomentosus, 1542 nucleotides. Its product is annotated as carboxylic acid transporter protein. Gene Ontology annotation, molecular function: secondary active monocarboxylate transmembrane transporter activity. Gene Ontology annotation, cellular component: plasma membrane. The transcript is spliced from 15 exons. NCBI's taxonomy places the organism in Eukaryota, Fungi, Basidiomycota, Agaricomycetes, Boletales, Suillaceae. Gene Ontology annotation, biological process: plasma membrane lactate transport. The coding region runs from base 1 to 1461 and encodes 486 amino acids. The record is from RefSeq and is a predicted model, not a curated record.